AUGGAUGGUGUCAAGUUUUCGAUCGGCGAUCCGAUCCACGAUCCAUCAUGUGAAGAAAACAUGAUGGCGAAAUCAUUCAUGAUUCAUUCCAGACGGAAGAGCUUGAUGAUUCCAGGUGUGCAGGUGAACGCUGCUUUGAAUCGAAACGCUUCAGAUCAGCCAAAUCAGAAUCUUAAUUUAUGCACCCAAAGACUUCGUUAA
Messenger RNA from Clunio marinus, 201 nucleotides. NCBI's taxonomy places the organism in Eukaryota, Metazoa, Arthropoda, Insecta, Diptera, Chironomidae. The record is from the annotation of a GenBank genome assembly.